AAAAAAAAAAAUUGGUAGACGCAAACAAAAAGCUCUGACCUCCGAGGCUCUACUCAGUCGUCUCUUCUAACCUUGCGGAUUCCCUGCCCCCACGUCGGCACGGCCUCAGCGGUGAGCUCCAGCCUGCAGCUGAUUGCGCGUCAGGCAGUAAGCAGCAGCAUAUGUUCACGCUACUGAAUCUGUGUGCUAGCUCGUUCACCCUCCCCACAACCAUCAUAGCCUUUUGCAUCUGCCUGUUGAGAAACGUCGAACUGGAGAUUGAUGGACGCGGGCCUGUUGAGUGCAUUCAUAAAGAAGCUCGUGGCGAGGUUGUUUGUGUUAGCGGAUGAGAAAUACAAGCUGUACAAGGGCUACAAAGAGGAUAUUCAUUUCCUGAUGGAAGAACUUCCUAUGAUCACUACUGCCAUUGAUGAGCAGCUUUCAGGGACGGAUGACCACACAUUGCAUUUUAAGGUCAACGAGUUGCACCAGUUGGCUCAGGAAAUGGAGGACUGCAUAGACCGCAUCAUGUACUGCGCGUCUAAGGAACAGCAACCUUGGUACCAUAUAAACUAUACAUCCGGGAACAGGAUAACAUCCCGUUUCCAGUUAGCCAAGGAGAUGAAGAGACUCAAGAGGAGAUUGCAGGAAGCUCACCAGCGCAAGGAGAGAUACCCAGUGUCCCGUCCGUCCCAUACCGAGCUGCCUCCAUCGUCCUCGGAUCGUCUCAUCGCUCAGGAAGAUCUGGUUGGCAUUGAUGCGCCUCUGAAAGAGCUUCUGGAGCACUUGGUGGAAACCAAGGGGCAAUGGAAGCAGCUGAACGUGAUCUCCAUCGUUGGGUUUUGUGGGUUGGGGAAGACUGUUCUUGCCCAAGAGUUGUACGACAGUGAGAUCGGUAGGCAAUUUGAGAAAAGAGCGUGGGUUUCCGCUGGGCAACGGAAUUCGGAGGCGCUGUUAACAGAGAUUCUCCAGCAAGUGCAUGAGCCACCACCACUGGUUUACUCCGAUGCCCGCCAGCUUAGCAUUGAUCUCAGAAACCAUUUGAAUAACAAGAGGUAUUUCAUUGUAAUUGAUGACAUCCGAUCAAAGGAUCAGUGGAAUUGUAUAAAAUCUGCCUUCCCUCGACUUCAAGAUGUUAGCAGCAGAAUAGUGGUGACAACGAAAUUCCAGUCAGUGGCUAAUACCUGCAGCUCUACCAAUGGUUACGUGCACAAAAUGAGAAGACUUGAUGAGGAAUGCUCAAAGCAACUGUUACUAAAAGAGUCGUGUCUGCAGGAAUAUUCAGAUUCCUCUUCCUCGCAGUCGGAUUCGAAGGUAAUACUGGAUAAAUGUGAUGGUCAACCACUUGCUUUGACUGCCGUGGGCCAAUUCAUUCAAAGUAGAAACUCGGUAGAACAACCUGAAUGGGAAGUUGUUUGCAAGGACGUACGUUGUCAUCUGGACAGCGACGACUGCUUAAAGAGAAUGUACCAGGUGCUGACCCAUGACUACACCAGCCUUCCAAGCCAUGAACUCAAGGCCUGCUUACUAUAUUUCGCUACGUUUCCCAGUAACCAUCGAGUCAGGACAAAAAGGCUAAUGAGACGAUGGUUAGCUGAGGGAUUUGUGGUACCAUCAACUUUAUGCAGUGAUCCAGCAGCUCAAAGUUUCAAGGAGCUCAUGGACCGGAACAUAAUCCAGUCCGUUGAUGUAAGCAACAACUUGAAGGUAAAAACAUGCAAAACUUAUGGCAUGAUGCACGAGUACAUUAUACGCAAGUCUCUCUCUGAAAACAUCAUUGCUUUGUUUGAUGAUGGAAAGCUCCAACCCAAAUAUGCUCGUCGCCUUUCUCUUCAUGAUAGCAGUAUUACAGAUGCUACCAAUCUUGAAAUUGACCUAUCCCUUGUCAGAUCUCUGGUAGUCAUUGGGGAGGCAGGUAAAGCUAUUUUGAAUUUCAGAAAGUAUCAGUUGCUCAGAGUCUUGGAUCUUGAACAAUGUACCGACUUACAUAAUGGUCAUCUCAAAGACAUAUGCAACCUAUUACUUAUAAAAUAUCUAAGCCUAGGGGGCAAGAUUACAGACCUCCCCAAGGACAUAAAAAAACUGAAAGUUUUGGAGACGCUUGAUCUAAGGAGAACAUAUGUAAAGAUCCUACCUCCAGAAGUCAUCCAGCUGCCCAAUUUAAUUAGUCUCUUUGGAAAGUUUAAGCUUCCAAAUACAGUCGUUCAAAAUAAACUGCAGAAGUUUCUUUCUUCAGGACAAUGUAAGUUACAGACAUUAUCAGGAUUUCUUGUCGAUGAAAAUGAAGGAUUUCCAGAACUUAUGGUUCAUAUGAAUAAAUUGCGAAAGGUGAAGAUCUGGUGUGAAUCAUCCGCAACAAGUAGUAGCUUGACUAAUGUUAAGAAGGCCAUACAGAAGUUCAUUCAUGAUGUAAAGGACCCAUCGGAUGACCCUCGUUCUUUGUCAGUCCAUUAUGAAGGAUGCCCUGAAAACUUGCUAGAAGGCUUGGAACCUCCCUGCUAUCUUAGGUCAUUGAAAUUACAGGGUAACAUACCGAAAUUGCCUGAGUUUGUCACAGCACUCCGUCGACUCAGGGAAUUGUGCCUUCGAUCAACUAGAAUGACAGAUGAUCUUCUAACAGCUUUGGGUAAUUUGAAAGAUCUGCUGUACCUGAAACUGAUUGCAGAUGAACUUGAUCAAAUUACCUUUCGGGACAGGGCAUUGCCAAACCUGCUCUGCCUGUGUUAUGUGGUGAAACAUCCAACAUUUCCUAGAACUGAAGAUGGUGCUUUGCCACUUCUCAUAUCACUCCAGCUGCUCUGUGAAAAUAUGGAUAGCCAGUGCAGUGUCCAGAUCAAAGGCUUUACACGCCUGAGGGAAGUAGUUAUUUAUGAUGAAGUCAACCCUGAUAUUAAAGCAAAUUGGGAACGGGCGGUUAAGGAACAUCAAAACAGGCCCAAAGUUCUGCUCAAAAGGGCUGAUCCACCCGAAGAGGCAACUGGAAACGAGACCACAGAAUGUUUCGCUUCAUUAGAGGGACCAGUACAAGAAACUGACAUCCAAAUGCCAGCAGAAGAGCCAAAAUUUGCUUCCAACAGUAGUAAGGCCUUGUUUAGUUCCCAAUUUGGGAGUGGCAAAAUUGGUAUUUUGCCAUAAAUGCGCAACUGUAGCAUUUCGUUUGUAUUUGUGAAUUAUUGUCCAAACAUUGACUAAUUAGGCUCAAAAGAUUCGUCUCGCAAAGUACAACAAAACUGUGUAAUUAGUUUUUGAUUUCGUCUACAUUUAGCAUUCCAUGCAUGUACCGCAAGUUUGAUGUGAUGGGGAAUCUUCUUUUUGCAUAGUGCCAAAGUUAGGAAUUUGGUGGUAACUAAGUGCUUUGUGUUGGUCUAUCUGAUUUGCCCAUUGCUGGGAUUGGCACAGUAUCUUCUUAAUCUUAUGGGAUAAUUGCAUACGUGCCCUUGUUUUUAAACUCUUGCUACAGGAUUUAUCUCGCUAUGGUAGCUGAUAUGUCUUUUGUUGUUCUUAAUUUUAUUUAGGCUGUGUGCAGCCUAGCUAUGUAGAGGCAGGAAAAGAUCUUAGUAUGAUUGUAUCACCUUGAUGUAUGUCUAAGAUUAAUAAAGCUUCCCUUAUCGAAUUUAA
This is a messenger RNA of Setaria italica (foxtail millet), 3597 nucleotides long. Its product is annotated as putative inactive disease susceptibility protein LOV1. The coding region runs from base 262 to 3114 and encodes 950 amino acids. Lineage: Eukaryota; Viridiplantae; Streptophyta; Magnoliopsida; Poales; Poaceae. Gene Ontology annotation, biological process: defense response to other organism. The record is from RefSeq and is a predicted model, not a curated record. Gene Ontology annotation, molecular function: ADP binding. The transcript has 3 exons.